Beauveria bassiana ARSEF 2860 is the source of this 963-nucleotide messenger RNA. RefSeq lists its product as uncharacterized. The coding region runs from base 1 to 963 and encodes 320 amino acids. The transcript has a single exon. NCBI's taxonomy places the organism in Eukaryota, Fungi, Ascomycota, Sordariomycetes, Hypocreales, Cordycipitaceae. The record is from RefSeq and is a predicted model, not a curated record.
AUGAGUAUUGUUGUUACUCUGGCUCUUACAGCACAAGCCGCAUAUACUAUGCAGCUGCUGCAUCAGUUCCCCAGCCACUUGCAAUGGGUUGAAAACAUGGCCCUGCGCCCAAAUGGCAACAUCUUACUCACUACUUUUGAUCAAGCCCGCAUCUAUGAGCUCGAUCCCUCCAACAACGGAAACCCACCUCGGCUGGUGGCUACCCUGCCCGACGCAGAUGUCGCCAUCGGCAUCGCGGAGACAUCACCUGAUGUCUUUGCUGUAGGGGCGGGCUAUCUAAACAGAACGAGCUGGCAUCUCGAUGGAUCCGGGCGAAUCGACACACUAGACUUUUCACGGCUCGACUGCCAUGGGCGACACAAAGUCCAGACUGUCGCGGCUCUUCGCCAGGCCAAGCUACCCAACGGCAUGGCAGCGCUGCCAAUGCACAGCCACUUGGUCUUGAGCGCCGACUCCAUCACAGGAACCAUCUACCGCACCGACACCAACACCGGCUACGUGGACGUUGCAAUCCAGGAUCCAAAGCUGGCGGCCCAUGAUAACCCGGAUCCGUUUCUGAAGCUCAUCGGCGUCAAUAGCUUGCAGACGCACGACGGAUACUUGUACGUGACGAGCACGUCUGCGCAAUUCCUCGGCCGCUACAAGAUUGAUGCAUUUGGGAAUCCGUUGAGCGAGCUGGAGAUUCUCGUGACGUAUGACGCGCCGCGAAGCCCAGACGACUUUGGGGUUGCGAGAGACGGGUCCGUGUUUGGCGCCGUCCCGCUGCAUAGCGUCUCCAAGGUCACCAUCCCCCAAAACGCUUCAGAUUUUGAGAUGGCUUUCCUUGUCGACCAUGAUGCAGAGCUGCAGAGGCCGACUGCGGCCAUUUUGAGCUUGGAUGAGACGACGCUGUAUAUAUCUACAGGAGGCAGGAAUGGGGAGGGCGGGAAAGGUGGUCAGAUAUUUGCUGUCCGCUUGACGUAG